GUUAAUUAUGAGUCAUUUUUUCUUGCAAUUUUAUAAAGAAAAAAAUAAGAGUAAUACAUAAUUAAUUUAAUAAAUAAAAAAAGUUAUAACCAAGAAGAUUCAAGAAAGCAACCAUGAACACAACAACUCAGUACAAAAGAGACACACCAAUUCGUGCCUGCCAUAAGCAAAAUGGCCCAUUUCGUGUGUGCAUGCAUUGAGUUGGUCCAUUUCGUGUGCUUCGUAUAUGAAUUCCACUAUUUCGUGUGUGUCAUAGGUGAGGUCUCCCAUCUCAUGCCUGCUACAGAAGGUCUGCUACAGAAGAUAUAGCCCGUGUCAGACCCAAUGCACCAUUUCGUGUUCACCAUGCUUGACUUGCUGCCUAGAACCAUUUCGUGGCUGACCCAAGCAAAAUGGCCGUGCGUAUUUGAGGAGAAAAAUCAAACGAACUCUUUUUUCAACGGCUUAUGAUGUUAUGAAGAAAUGGAUCGAAUAUCUGCUCUGCCAAAACCUAUACUUCAUGACAUUCUUGCAAGGUUGCCAGAAAAAGAUGCUGCCAGGACUAGUGUUUUGUCAAAUGAAUGGAGAGACACAUGGUAUUCAUUUCCCAUAUUUUCCAUUUGCGACAAAAUUAUUAUUGGUUCUUAUAGUCCUCAGAUAAUUAGCAAACUAGACAUACUAAUUGGCUAUGUAAUGAGAAGAUUGUUGAAGCUUCGUGAGCAAAGCUUGACAAUAAAAGUAUUUAAGCUCGAUAUUAUGCCAGAACACAAUAAGUAUAUGUCCCAUCAUUUUGAUCUUUGGAUGAACAUGGUUAGCGAAAAUCGUGUGGAAGUACUUGAGCUUUGCCUCCUCUACUCUGCCACCUAUCAUGGACCUGAUUGGAGAGCAUAUCGAUAUGAUCGACAAUAUGACUUACCACAUUGUGUCUUUGAAGUUAAAUCGCUUACUAAGUUGGUGUUGAAAGGAAAAAUAAGACUUAACCAGUCAUUCUUCAAUCAUUCUAUCAAGUUAUUUUCACUGAGAACACUAUGUUUACGUGAGCUACUCCUUGAAGAUAAAGGAAUUAUUGAGCAUCUCAUUUCUCACUGUCCCCUGCUUGAAGAUUUAACUGUAUAUUGUUGUUUAGCAUAUUACAGGAAGAAUCCAUUUGGGAGCAUAAAGUUUGUGGAAGUAAAAUUUGUUGAAUCAUUAUUCCUGCAUGGUCUACAAAAGCUAAAGGUAGCUGAUAUUCAAGGAAUACAAGAGGUAUAUAUUGAUGCUCCAAAUCUUGAGAACUUACGUUAUGUUCCUUUCUAUCAAUUAGAAUCUCCUUUCAAGGUGAAUUUAGACAGUUUCACAAGAUUGAGAUGUUUGUGUCUGUGGAAUACUGAUGUUACAGACAAGUGGUUAUUUGAUCUAUCUCAUAAAUUCCCUUUCCUUGAGCAUUUGGAAUUGUGUUCUUGCCCUAUGUUAAAGAGAAUUAAUAUUUCAAGUGCUCGACUCAUGAUCUUGAAGUUUUCAAAUGACUCUGACGUGAAGGAGGUGAAUAUUGAUGCUCCAAAUUUAUUAUCAUUUUACUAUUGCGGAGAUGACAGAGCUAUUAUAUCUUUCCUAACAAGUUCUGAUCAUUUGGUAUUCGAUGCUUCUCCUGCCCAUGAUUCUAGGCAUGGUUAUUAUAGCUUGAGGGAAUUUAUCCAAAACAUUAAACCACAAAAGGUUUUGGCAUCACUCUCCCUCUCUGUCUAUCAUUCGAAUGGGAUUGAACAGAAUUGUCUGAGUAUACAGCAAGUUUCAUCCAUUCCUCCUAGUAUCAAAUGCUUGGAAUUGGACUCUUCUCCAAAUGAGGAUGAGGAUCUUUAUUUCCAUUAUAUGAAUUGGUUGCUCUCUUGUUGCUGUCCAAAAACUAUUUCAUUCUUCUUUCAGUAUGAUUAUGGCAUGAAACUAUUCAUUGUGGUAUGCUUAUUAGUUUUUUCGUCAUAUCAGAAUUGGUUCGCCAUUAAUGUUUUUAUAAUAUUUUCGUAAACCACUCACAACCCUGUAUCAAUCAAGGUUCUGAAAAAUUAGAUAGUUCAUUAUUGAAUCGGUAAAACUGCAUGUUUAAAUAUUUAAUUGAAGUUUAAUCAGAAUUG
Arachis ipaensis is the source of this 2087-nucleotide messenger RNA. Its product is annotated as putative F-box/FBD/LRR-repeat protein At4g00315. Gene Ontology annotation, molecular function: protein binding. The record is from RefSeq and is a predicted model, not a curated record. Lineage: Eukaryota; Viridiplantae; Streptophyta; Magnoliopsida; Fabales; Fabaceae.